UUAGUCCCUAUCCUUGGCCCCACUUGUCAUCCUCGCCCGCCUCCCACUCCAUUCCCCUUUGCUCCGCUCGCUCCAGUCGUCCGGCGCCGACACGCUGUUCCCUCGCCGUGCCGCCUCCACCUCCACCUCGACUGCGUGCGCUAGCCUGCCCGCACUUUCCACGACCCGGCUUGCCUUCGGAGCGAGGAGAGGGAAACGAUGGUGGCCAUCGCCGCGCUCGCGGACGGCAAGAGGUGGGCGGGGAUUUCUCAGACGGGGAAGCCCGGCGCGAAGGCUCCUAAACCCAUCAACUUGCCGAACCAGAGGUUGGACAGCCAUGGCCUCCGCAGUGACAAGAUUGUUCCAAAGGGCACGACCACUUGGGACGGCAAAUCAAUGCUCCCAGCAUCAAAUGCAUGGGCUUCACCUUUGCUUCUGAAUCCCAAGAAUGAUGGAACUUCUGGUUCACCUAGCCACAUUGAUGAUCGUCCUUCUUCCCGAGGAAGCUCGACGUCAUCAUCAUCAGUUGGAAGUGACUUCCUUGACUUACCAUCGUAUCGUUUGCCAAUGGCCGCAAAUUAUCCUCGAAGUACAGAGAAAAGAUCAGGGAGCUUGCAAGUUUCUCGUUUUCCAGAUUCUUUCAGUAAUGUUCUAAAAGCACCGUUGAAAGCUGUUGGCAGACGGGCAGCAACAUCACAGGGGAAAGGGUUCAGCCUAAGUAUGGAUGAUUUCCCAGUACUUGGCUCCAAAAACUCUGCGUCAACCAGUCAACAAGGGCAAAUUUCAGGAAGGUGGCCAACUAUUGCUUCUGGUAUUGUGGCAACACAAGAUAAACAAGGAAAGAACCAGAUAACUGGAACUGGUGAGGUAAUUUUGUCUUGCAGUUAUGAGCAUGAAAUUAUCUCAAGAAUGGACUAUGUUUGCAAAGGAGGCGAUCCUAUUCCUGCUGCAAAGUGGAUGAGGGGAGCUGAGCAGGCUCAACUGCAUGAUCCCCAAGUUCCUAAUAUAUGUAUACCUCCUCCAUUGUUGGAUUACUGGCAUCGUCCUCCUGAUCAGCCACCUGAUGAAAAUGGAAAAUCGCAUAGUGGAGAGGUGCCAUAUGGUCCGUACAAGCAUGCUGACCCGACUGGCUUUGCUGUUGAAUCUCUUGCUCAUUGUGAUCAGUUUGCGCUCAACGAGGAGGCACUAGCACAGCAGGAUAUUGGACAUGGUGGGUAUUAUCCAGACAAGAGGGAUAUAUCUCAUGCUCACAUGCCUGCUGAUUGUUGUGUCAUAAAUCAAUCUUGCCAUGUUCUUGGGAAGGUCAAGAAUGGCCAUGCAGAUGUACUUGAGAUCGAGAAGCAACCUAUCAUCAAGAAGGAUGUGGCUCUAUUAGAGAAAAUCAAGUGUCUAAACAACAAAGCUAGAAAUUUCCGUGCCCUUAACUUGUCCAAUCUACCUUCAUCUCUACUCAAGGACUCCAAGGUUAAACACCCAAAAAUCAUCCAUGUCGAGGAAGAUCCUGCGACAAAAUAUGUUCCCUUCAGUGCUUCCACCAGUGAGACUGGUCCUGUCUUUGACAGGCUUAAUUCUGUUUCUCAAAGCAGCAGUUCUGUGCCAACUAAUCCAUCAAAUGGGCCUGAUAAGGGUGUAACUGUUGUUUGUCUGUCAGAAAAGCAAGUUACUGAAUUCAGCCAAGCUGGAAAAGUUGUUAAAUCUGCUGAUCGCCAUUCAUAUGGAAAAAGCGAUAUCUCAAGAAACAUGCUUGAUGGUUCUGCUCAGGACAUGCCAUCCCGUAUUACUGGACAUGGACGUGAAGAGCACUCCAUGGUUGACUCUUUGCGAGGAGUUCUUAUGGUAGAUGCUCAUCAAGACCAACUUCUUUCUAGGAACACCUCACAGCAGCCACAUGUGACGGUCGCUGAUAAGGAGUCAAAUUGGCUUCAUUGUGAAGACCAGCAUUCCAGAAUGAGAUAUUUGUCUGCUCAAGCUGCGAAACAACUACAGGAUGCGGAGAAGUGGAUUAGUCAACAAAAUACAAAUGCUAUUGCAAAACUGGAAGAAUUGAGGAGGUAUCAAUCAAUACAGAGUCAGAAGUCCAAUGAUGCGCCCCCAGACGCAGAUAUGUACUGCAAACCAAAAACGCGAGAUGACGUGACUGCUAAAUGUGCUAGUUCAGUGGCAGAUACAUGUUGUAUUGUCUCUGCUGAUGGUCAUAAUGCGCCUCAGCCAGUAGCUGGAGUCAAGAUUAGUGAAGUUUCUAUUGGUUCCAGUGCAGCAUCAAAUACUUCAGGUCUUAGUAAAGGUUAUAAGUUCAUGUCUUCAGCCAAGAGCACACAGGCUAACAUGAUGGAACACAUUUCCCUCAACUCACUGUCACAUGACAACAGUACUCCAGAACACUGGCCAAUGGAGAACAGACAUAUGCAUUUUGGUUCAUGGGAGAGAAAUAUAACAGAUAGGGAGAUACCUGCAGACACGAAGGGUGUUGAAACUAAAAAUCAUGACGACCUCUUGACCAGAAACAAGAGCAGCAGGAGGAACUUCAAUUCAGUUAGGCCUGCAGCGCCACCUGUGUUUAAUGAGAAGAAUUCUACAGAAGUCCCGAGUAUGCAAAAAACCCAUGUUCCAUGUAUUGCCAUUAAUAGUUCUAUAAUUCCUGCCAAGGUUACUUCUGUUACAGGUCUUAUUGUGGGUAAUAUAAUGCUUGAUGAUGUUCCACUUGCAUCAGUAAACCGGGAGUGGGCAGUACUGGCGAAGGAAGUACAUGAUACAGCUAGUAGCUUCUCAGGCAGGUCAAGAAAUCAGAAAGAACCAGCAUGGUCUACUGCCUGUCGAGACUCCAAUUUCAAACGAUAGUGUCAUGUGCAAACCGAUUAAACAGACAGGCAGGAAAGAAGAGCAUGCAGAAGGAGGUCCGCAUGGUAUGGCUGUAGUUGAUGGACUUGCUUCGGUGGUGCAAAAUCUCGCUAAACCGGUAGAGUACUUCAAUGUGGCAGAUGUUAUACAGGAGUCAUCUGAUCAGUGGCAGCAAGGAGAUGUGCAAUUUGAGUCCAAGGCCCAUGGUGGUACAGAAGACCGUUCAAAACUAACUGAAAUGGUGUCCUUGCCUGGCAAUACUUGGGAAAAGCAUCCGGCGACUGACAGUCCAAGGCGCUACCAUGUUGAGGCCCAAAGGAAUGUGGGGAUUCGCUUUGGUUACAGGGAGAGGGCAGGCAGGGGACGCUUCUUCCACGAAUCACCAGCUCCGUCUAGGGCUCGCUGGAUGCCUAAAUACAUCUCCCAUCCUCAGAGCGAUGCACAAUAUGAUGGGGUCUCUGAAUGGCUGCAGGAUUCCCACCAAUUGUUAUUGGGCAUGGACAACUCACAGGGAUUGGACAGCAAACCGACUCAGAUAUCUGACAGAGAUGCUGGAAUGGAUCUGCAGGGUGGAGAAGGCAAUGUAGGCAUGAGCUUCGUAGAUGAAAACCCCUUGAUAUGGAACGAAACAGAGUGGGAGUAUCAGCCUCUCUUUCCAGCGCCACAUCGCCUUGGCCAACGACACGGUGACACGAGUGGUGAUGGUCAAAGGGGUAGAGGCAGACAGUACCGCCAACAGCACGGUGACGCGAGUGAUGAUGGUCAGAGGGGUAGAGGCGGACACUCUGAGUACCACUAUCCGGAGCCGGUAAGAUCUCGUGAUACCGCACCUGACAUCCAGCGGAACCCCGGCGGUGCUGACAAUCAUCAGUAUCCGGCCUAUUCAAGACCGGGAAUGCACACGGAGCGCAGGUACUAUAUUUGAGGGUCGCUGUUGGAUAGCUGUGCUCCAUACAAUCAUCACCAAUCCAGUCCUGUAAUCAAUUCCUGAAUGUUCUUGUGAGUUGCUGAAGCGUAGAUAGCCUUUUGUCAGCUCUGUUUCUUUCUUCUAUGGGCUUGCGAUGAUCCAUUUACUUGUGACCUUUAUCUUGUAAAGCUUUGUCUGAAGAAUAUUCUACUUCUGAUGGCCGAAUUCUGCA
This is a messenger RNA of Triticum urartu, 3956 nucleotides long. The record is from RefSeq and is a predicted model, not a curated record. Lineage: Eukaryota; Viridiplantae; Streptophyta; Magnoliopsida; Poales; Poaceae.